Equus caballus (horse) is the source of this 493-nucleotide messenger RNA. It is a transcript of the gene MSRB1, whose product is annotated as methionine sulfoxide reductase B1. Lineage: Eukaryota; Metazoa; Chordata; Mammalia; Perissodactyla; Equidae. Gene Ontology annotation, molecular function: peptide-methionine (R)-S-oxide reductase activity; L-methionine (R)-S-oxide reductase activity. Gene Ontology annotation, cellular component: nucleus. Gene Ontology annotation, biological process: protein repair. The record is from RefSeq and is marked validated.
UGGCCUCGGGUCUCUCGGCGGCACUCAGCGUGCGGCAGUCCCCGCGGCGCCAUGUCGUUCUGCAGCUUCUUCGGGGGCGAGAUUUUCCAGAACCACUUCGAGCCGGGCAUCUAUGUGUGCGCCAAGUGUGGUUAUGAGCUCUUCUCCAGUCGCUCAAAGUAUGCACACUCCUCCCCAUGGCCGGCCUUCACUGAGACCAUCCAUGCUGACAGCGUGGCCAAGCGUCCAGAGCACAAUCGGCCCGAAGCCUUAAAGGUGUCCUGUGGCAAGUGUGGCAACGGGCUGGGCCAUGAGUUUCUGAAUGAUGGCCCCAAGCGGGGGCAGUCCCGCUUCUGAAUAUUCAGCAGCUCGCUGAAGUUCGUCCCUAAAGGCAAAGAAAGUUCUGCCUCCCAGGGGCAGUAGGCGGGCAGCCCACACCCAUCCCAGAUGGACACAGCACCGUGGCUACAGUCCGGCCAUCCCACCUUGGAACUGGAACCCCAGACGUUCAGAC